AUGGUUAAUAAACUAAGCUCAAUUUUGGUUCUCGCAUACGUUCUAGCGGUCAGAGCGGAAAUCGCGGAUAUGAAUAAGUUUCUGAAGAGUACUGUUGAGCAGCACCAUUAUCCGGCAGAAUUGCAUCCGGUUGAAACCAGCGAUGGUUACCGACUGACCAUGGUUCGAAUUCCUGCUCCUGGAAAACCUGUUCUCUUCCUGAUGCAUUCAUUUCUCAGUUCGUCCGCAGAAUAUACCGUGUUGGGAACGAAUGUUUCUCUUGCUUUCCAAGCAUUCGAUGAAGGAUUCGAUGUUUGGCUCGCCAAUUCGCGAGGAAAUAUGUUUUCGCGGGCUCAUCGUACCCUAGAUCCGUCGGAACAAGACUUUUGGCGUUUUAGCUUCCACGAAGUGGGGAUCUACGAUCUACCAGCUAUGAUUGAUUACGCAUUGAAUGCUACCGGAAAGAAUAAGCUCCACUUCGUGGGACACUCGCAGGGUGCAGUGAGUUUUUUGGUGAUGGCUUCGACAGUUCCUAAAUAUAAUGCAAAAAUCGCCAGUGCUCAUUUAAAUGCGCCGGUUGCAUUUUGGUCAAGAAAUGCGAUCCCGUACAACGUUCUAGAUUCGGAAGUAAUCCCUGCAAUUGAACUGAUGGAGGAGGUUGGCUUCCUAGAGGUGGGCGGUCGGACUCAAACCAAUGUGGUGGAUUAUGUGCGAGGUGCUCUUAGGAAAGGUUACAUUGGAGAAGAACUUCUGCUGAUGGGAGUUUGGAUGCUAUUCGGGGAGGAUCAAGAUGGUUUGGACCGCUCCAAAAUGGAUGCAAUUUUGGAAAUUUUUCCAGCUGGUGGCUCAAUCCGACAAGUGAUUCACUUCACGCAGACGUACAGAGCGAAACGAUUCUGUCAGUAUGAUUUCGGUGAGAAGCAGAAUCUGGCCCAAUAUGGAAGUCCAAACCCACCGGAUUAUGCACUGGAGAACAUCGGAGCACCCGUGGCUUUGUAUUACGGACUGAAUGACCCGAUGGUGGUGGAAGAGGAUCUGAACGAAUUGGUGGCCAAAUUGCCGAACAUGAUUUUGAAAUACCUUCACCCGAAUCCAAAAUGGAACCAUAUCGAUUUCAGUUUUGGACAAAAUGGGUAUGGCGUUCAUCAAAAGGUUUUAAGUUUGGCUAAAAAGUACGAGUAA
Molecule: messenger RNA, 1161 nt
Organism: Malaya genurostris
Lineage: Eukaryota; Metazoa; Arthropoda; Insecta; Diptera; Culicidae
Product: lipase 3-like
Exons: 2
Coding region: 1-1161 (386 amino acids)
Molecular function (GO): hydrolase activity, acting on ester bonds
Source: RefSeq, a predicted model, not a curated record